AACUAGAUACAGUACGAGACACGUGCACUCACACAUACACACACUUUUACACGCUAGAACCAGAUAAUCCAUAAUGUAGAUCAAACAGAAACGCUCUUUUUUUCCAUCAGUGCUUCUCUGACUACAGGAGUAACAUUAACUGAUCAGGUGACUGAGGAGCGUUUACCUGUGUUUUUUUUAAAUGAUUAUUGUUUUUAUUCACUAAGGAUGGUGUUUUACUGCWGCAGUUUAAACGCAUGGAUGAGCAAAAACUGACUCUGUGAUACCAAACAAAAAWUUACCAGAAGAGCAGCUGGAGAUAAAAGACACCAUGCAGAGCACCCAGUCCUAACUAAAGCAAAAGCGGUCAUGGUGGACACUGAGGAUGAUGAAGAGACGUCAAUCCUCCAGCUGGGACUCCCCCAGACUGACACCCAUCUGUUACCCCUCUUCCCUCCCCCCGACCCGACCAACCCUCUGACUCACCUGGGGUCUCUGCUGCCCGGACACGACGCACCGAGGACCGGCGGAUGGGACAGGAGGCACGAUCCGGGAUUUCCAACCUAUCAGCUUUUAGGAGGAUCAAGGGAAGUAAAGCAAGAAGCUCACACAGAGCAGAGCGUCACCAUCCUGCACGCCAAGGUGGCUCAGAAAUCCUACGGCAACGAGAAAAGGUUCUUCUGCCCUCCUCCGUGUGUUUACAUCAGAGGACGWGGCUGGAGAGUCAUGCAGGACCAUUUGAAAGUGGCUGGUUAUGGUGAUUCUGUGUACAGAAUCUGUGGUUACAUGUGUUUGGACAGCUCCAGUCAGUCGCAGGCAGACUCAUUCAAACUGGUCUUUGAUGAGCAGCCAAACUCAAAGCAGCUGUUUGCUAGUGCAAAGUCUCUUUUCAUCUCCGAUCAGGACAAGAGGAAGCACUUCUGCCUGCUGCUCAGACUGUUUCUGGGCAACAGCCAGGAAGUGGGCUCCUUCCAGAGCAGGAUGAUCAAAGUUAUCUCCAAACCUUCCCAGAAGAGACAGUCUAUGAAGAAUGCUGACUUGUGCAUAUCGUCCUGCUCCAGAGUGGCUUUGUUCAACCGUCUGCGCUCUCAGACCGUCAGCACUCGGUACCUCUCAGUGGACAGAGGAGCUUUCAUAGCCAGCGCCAGACAGUGGACAGCCUUCACCAUCACCAUGGUGGAUGACCACCCUGCUGAUCAAGGGGGAUUUGUGCUGAGUGAAGCCUUCAUCUGUUAUGGCUCUGUGGUCCAAUUAGUUUGUACUGAGUCAGGAGUCGCUCUGCCACCCAUGGUGAUUCGUAAAGUCAACAAGCAGCACGCCAUCUUAGACGUGGAUGAGCCCAUUUCUCAGCUCCACAAGUGCGCUUUUCAAUUCCGAGACAAACCCAACUCUUAUCUGUGUCUUUCUAACGACUCCAUCAUCCAGCACCAGACCUGUUCCAGCAUCAGGGACUCCAGCCGAGUGGUGCUGAAUGAUGGAUCCUGUUGGACCAUCAUUGGUGUGGAAGUGGUGGAYUUCAACUUCUGUCAGGGCGCUGGCUGCCUUCAGACUCCAGUCAGCCCGUUUCCUCUCAUCACUGGGUUAGAGGUAAACGGAGGAGGACACGUUGCCAUGUUGGAGAUCCACGGAGAAAACUUCAGUCCUCACCUGAAAGUCCUGUUUGGCAGCAGUGAGGCUGAAACCAUGUUCAAGUCUCCUCAAUCUCUGCUCUGCGUCGUUCCCGACGUCUCUGUUUUCAGCGACGGCUGGCGCCGCCUGCGUCGCAUCAUCACGCUCCCUCUGUCUCUCAUCAGGACCGACGGGCUGAUUUAUCGAACGUCCUUCAGCUUCACCUUCACUCCUGAGCUCCACCUGCCUCUGCCUGCCCGGGGGGCAGCAGGAGGCAGGGAGGGAGGGGCCGACAGAAGCCGGGAGGAUGACGAGGACAUCCUGAUAGAGACUAUUCACCAGGAGUUCACCAGAGCUAACUUCCACCUCUUUAUGCAGAGUUARCACCUGAAAAUGUGUCGUCUGCAGAGAUUCACUGUCUUUCCUUGUUCUGAUCCACAAAACACCAGCAGGAGAGACUUCCUGUUUAAAGAAUAAGUCAUAAAACCAAGGAGAUGACAGCUCAAACAGCCUGAACAGAUAAUAAAUGAUCAGUUUGUGACUGUUUGUUUCAUCAUCUUUAAGUUUCAUUURAUUUCUGAAAGCCCUGACCUGUGGUUCUGACUUUGAGGACCACAGUUCUGCUGUCUGAACAAUGUGCUCUGUGUUUCUGGGGUGAGAGAGAGAUCUGCGACAGCCUUGAAGGAAAAAAAAAAAAACCCUGACAUGUUUCGUCGAUGAGGUGACUGCUGUGUGAGAGGAUGUUUUUUCUAGAGGACAGACUCUCCGUCUGAGAGCAGCGUGUGGUUAAAGAAAACUGUUUUAGUUUUGAUCCUUUGAAACAGAUCCCAGCUCAAUGUUCUGUAAAYAGACAGGAGCUGGACUGUAAUCUGAGAUUGAUUUAUAAUCUGGUGUGACUUUUUGUGUCACAGAAUUUAUUAGAAGUUUCAGAAGUGAAAUUGAUUCAAGCCUGUUUUCAGAAAUAAAUGGAUUAACUGUA
Messenger RNA from Austrofundulus limnaeus, 2566 nucleotides. RefSeq names its product recombination signal binding protein for immunoglobulin kappa J region-like (gene rbpjl). Gene Ontology annotation, biological process: regulation of transcription by RNA polymerase II. The transcript is spliced from 13 exons. Gene Ontology annotation, cellular component: nucleus. The record is from RefSeq and is a predicted model, not a curated record. Gene Ontology annotation, molecular function: DNA-binding transcription activator activity, RNA polymerase II-specific; RNA polymerase II cis-regulatory region sequence-specific DNA binding. Bases 349 to 2064 code for a protein of 571 amino acids. Lineage: Eukaryota; Metazoa; Chordata; Actinopteri; Cyprinodontiformes; Rivulidae.